AUGACCUUCACCUACGUGCGCGUGGCCUUGGUGCUGUGGAGGAGUGGUUCAAUGAACGAAAACGAUGAAGCCGCAGCCAGCGUUCCCAGAGCCCAGAUGAAGCUGCGGAGGAAGAAAGCCAAGAUGCUGAUCGUCGUCGUUCUUAUGUUCGGUGUGUGUUACCUCCCUGUCUACAUGCUCUUCAUCUUCCAAGUGACUGGUGUGCUGCUUUAUUUUCCAAUGUCCUCCAUACCGCCUCUGGCCAUGUUGGCUCACUGGCUGUGCUACUUCAACAGCUCCAUCAACCCCGCCAUCUACAACUUCAUGAGCUGCAACUUCCGACGCGAGUUCCGCGUGGCCUGCUACAUCUGCUGCCGACGUGGAUCAGAACGAGGCAUGACGAUGUAUGAAGCGCUGCGUCUGCGCAACAUCUCGCGGCUCCAGCAAGCAGCGCGGGCCCUGCAGCAGAACGAGACUUCCGGCCUGACCCGGACGGAGAGCACCAUGCUCGCGACCCCCGUGCUGAACGGCCGUCGUGCAGUCGGCGAAGGGGGAGAGGCGCCAAGGGGCGAACGAAACCGCCAUCUUUUCAUUACACUACCAACCCCCCAAUUCGUCAUCACCAGAGAAACAAGCAGACAAACAGCAGCAGCGACAGUUGACCCCCGACUGAUAAGGUUUCCUCUUCUCAGCUGUCCACCACCGCGGCAGCUCCCAUUCCAGAACAAAGGCAGGCUUACAGCACUUACAGGAGCCCGCAGCCGCUCCCCCGAAAUCGGUGUCCCCGGACAGCACCAGACGCACCCGUCUGAGCACAGCGCCCAAUGUGAAUGUCCAGAUGGAGGUGCUGCAAGUGGUGAUGGACUCCAGGAUGAAGGCCAUCAUGGCGAUGCUGUAGGUGAUACCGACAUUGGUCGAGAGUGGCUGGCCGACAAAAAGAUUCCACGAUGACUAAGAUGGUGACAAUGGCGGAUUUAUGAGGAUCAUGCUAAAGAUGAGAUGGAGACUGCUUGAUGGACGGACGCCACUGAAGUAAUACCGACACUGGGUCACCCAUGGAUGCCAAGCCAAAGUGAUGCUGACAGUGUCUGCCUCGUGAGAGAUGAAAGAAGCUGUGAUACUAGGCUGAAGUAUAGAGACAAAGAACACUCACAUAAAGUGUUAAUACUUCAGAAAAAGUGUUAUUAGAGAUGUGUUCCGGUAGUGCAGAGCUGGUCACAGAACUUUGAGACAUUGUAAUCAUAUCAAACGUGACAUGAUGAAUGGUUUUUCAAUUUGACCAUGUCGCUCAAAGAACUAAAAACGUGUCGGUUUGAUGAACAAACAAAAAUAAGUCUGUGAAAUUUUAUUCUUCAUUGCCACAGAUGAAUGAUACUAUACGAUUCCUAAAUAUUGAAAUGGACAUCAAGACGGAAAAUAAAUUGUCUCUGCUUAGAACACUUUACACGUAAUUAUCGUGAAAAAAGAGAUGGAAAGAGAGACUAAAUGGAGACAAAGUGAAGCUCAAAUACUUUAAAAACAUGGGUAAUAAUGUUUCUCCAAAGUAAAAUUCUGGGAUCCAGAAGGAUGAUGUUGCCGAUGUGUAGAAGGACGUUGAAGGUGUGAUGUCGCCAUUAAUUCUUUAGUGACUGUAAGAAGCUUGUCUACGGGUGUCAUCUGCGCUUUGUGAUAGCCACUUCAGUUCAGCUUUUAAAACUCAGUUAAAUCCAUUUAAAAUUUUUAUUAUGCUGGUUAUUAUUAUUGUGACUGCUCUUCCUUUUAAAGCUCUUCAGGCUGUCAUGCGCGCGCACGCACACACACAUACACACACUCACAACAAUUCCUGUUCAACGAUAACAUCGCCGCUUGUGCUUGAUCCUCCCACCGCCCCUCAACCCACCCGCCACCUCCACGCUGGAGCAUCCCAGAGGAAAUCACGGAAUGAGUCCAACGAGAUUACAAUUGUAGUCGAUCAACUCCUCGUCAUGGUCGUCCAAGAUGAUCCACCGAGAAUCGUGACGGCGGUGUGUUAGCUCGCCCGACACCUCAGCUGCCACAAGACGUGUGCUACUGGCGCUGGCAUAAUGAUGCUAUCAGCAGUGUGUUUGUUUGUUUGUUUGUUUGUUUGUUUGUUUGUUUGUUUGUUUGUUUGUUUGUGUGUGUGAGCGCGUGUACGUGCGUGUGUGUCAUCCUCAUUGCAUGACAAGCAGAGUUACUGAGCUUGAAAUUUCGCAAUCAGAAAGACGACUUAAAAUCGCUUCCGCUUCUGUGAUACCAUGGUGGCGAUGCAAGCAAACAUUGUGAUGUUUUAUUUUGAAAAAUACUACGUGAAUACUACGUGAUGCUACGUGAUUGUGGGACGUAACUCUUGUUGCAUGGGCAGCCCGUCGUCGGCAAAGGGAGAGAACAUGUACGUCCUUCGUCCCACACCCGGUGAUUUGCUCCUUUGACAGAGAUGCAUCCGGUAACCCAAGAGUUUGUGAUGUUGAUUCCCUUUCACUGUGUCUGUCACUGCGGACAUGAGAAUCAAGCAGUUGUCUGCGCCUCAUCCUCGCCACGCUCCGCUGCGUUUUCAGACACGUUUCGUUACUCUCAAAGAGUGAUAAUAUCGAAAUGAUGGUUAUUGGGCGCACUUUGUGGUCAUUUAUCUCUCCUGUUCUCUACCUGUCUUUCUCUCUCUCUUUCUGUUACCUGAGCUCGUUUCCGGAAUGUGUCAAGCUCAGUGUAUGACCUGCAUGGCUGGAUGCUUUUAGGUCUCUUACAACCUCCCCUCUCUCUCUCUCUGCGAUUUUUCUCUCCUACUGGUUCAGGCUUGCUUGUCUUUUUUUUUUUUUUUUUCAUUCUUGCACCACUCUCAUUGUCUGUCGGUAACAAACUAAAACUGUUAAAUUAAUGGACUGUGGUAUUUGCUAUCUAUAUGCAAGUUGUUGUUUUUUUUCAAGCUCGUUGUAAUUCGUCACAACUUCCUUUACCGUCAGUUCAAACUUUCAUGCUCAGAAAAGAAAGGGAGCAAAAGGAUGUUUUGUUAUAUUUUAUUGAUGAAUGUUUAAAAGAAUGAGUACGGUGCGUUCAGCAUACAAUGUUGCCCUUCAAGCAAACAGCUGAUGAUAAAGAGUGAGAAGAUGAAUGUGACUGUGUAAUGCAAUGCGUUGUUUCCUGUUUUCUUAAAUUUAAAAGAGUUUGUGUGCAGAAUAAUAACGAUGAAUGUAUGUUAUUCGAAUUGUAAUUUGAAAGAUUUUUGAUUACUUGCGUGCAUGUGUGUAGCUUAAUGAAUGGAUGGCUGGGAGAAGAGAGAGAGAAGAGAGAGAGAAGGAGGGGUAGGGUAACGAGACGAGAUACAGGUAUCACAGGUAUCACAGGUAUCACUCUGACUGAAGAGGAAAACAAGGGAAGUAAUCGGUUGGUCUCAAGUGAUGGAUGUUGAGGUUCUGAAUCACGUCCCAUUGAAUCUUUGAGUUGCGAAGAAAGUUUUUCUUUUUGACAAUCACAUCUAAAACACAACUUCAGGCCCGUUUAUAAAGGCCGUCAUCUUUGCGGACUCUUUCUCGAAAGAAAACCCAACUGACUGUAAUAGGUGAAGGAGGAGGAUCCAUCAGAUAAGUUAAAGUGUCGAGCGAUGCCAGACUAGUGUCGGCAAGUUUUAGUCGGAUAACAAGAUGUGUCGACCUACCCUGAGAUAUUGUUAGCAGUUUUGUCGACUAGUCAGCAAGAUGACUUACAUUUUUGCAUUAUGAUAAACCCUCAUAAAGCCUUCAGAAAAAAUGGAUCUUACUGGAAAAGUAUGAACAAACCUUGUCUUGACUUCGGAAUGUAGGUGAGAAAGCAGGAUGCGAGCACAAUACGUAUUUGCGAGGAUCGGUAAAACUUUUGUUGUCAGUCCAACCGGUUUCAACACAUUUGACAGCGAAGGAUGUUUAUUUAGUUUUACAUUCUUCAAUUUUAAUCACACAGACAAAGAUUGUUGGGCUCGACGACAUCUUCAACAACAAUUUUCAUAUCGAGGCAGUUAAAUUAAAACUUUACUAUGGUUUGUAAUAUUAUUCUAUAUUACACCAUAUAUUCUCCUGGCUGCUCAUCUGUUUAUCACUGUGUUGUGGUUUCAAUAUUAUCUGCCCCAUGUCCAGACCCUGGAGGUCGGCGUGUUGACGACUCCAGCUCUAGAGGAGGACACAAUACAGAGCCUGAAGUGUUUAGAUGCCAUUGUUCCUAAACUAUUAUCUUACAACCUGAAAUUCUGGGGAGAACUGAUUACCAUCAUUGAAACCCAUUUUAUCUGAUUUGUUAUUUAUUUCUUUAAGACAAAAAUUAAGGGAACGAGAAAGAUGGGAGCUACAGUGUCCUGAUUUCACUUUCACUGAGUGGUUUGUCAUUCUUUACGGAGUGCUAUCGUUUCAAAUGUUUUCAUUCCAUGUGCUGUGCAUACCAGGAUGAUUAAUACUGAAAACAUUUUGUAAAUAAUUGGAUUAUGAACGUUAUUAUUAUAUUAUAAAAGCUCACAUUUCAGCAUCAAUUUCUCUCCCCAAAAGAUGCUUUAUAUUUGUGGCAGCAUUUUACUGAGAAAGUGCGUUUACCAUUUUAUCUGUAACAAACAUUUUGGAAAGGACAGUCUUGUAAAAACUAAGAUAGUUAAUCUAGAAUUAACGAUAAAAGCUCGCACAUAGGGAUGAAAUGUCUUAUUUUAAAGGAAGGAAACUCACAGCUGAAAUGCUAAAGUAUAUAAAUAUUGAAUUUUAUUUCUAGUGUAAAACGAUUAUCCAAAUCUGAUUUCACAAACUAUUAAGAGAAAUACCUUCUUUACUAUCGUCUUUCCACACCACAAACUUCAAAACGCUCCAAAGAUGAAGGUUUAUUUUGGGUUAGAGACAACUACUUGUAAUUAACUUUAUUCCUUCUUUUACACGGAGAAUUCAUGGCUAACAAGGGUGUAAUAAAAUAUGUUCCCUGUAGAACAGACACACAAGCAUGGUGUCGAGCAAGAAUCGGUUCUUGAAAAUCAUUUCUCGCCAGGCUGCCUGAUGCGUGUCUCCAGAAACGUUUUGCAAGGAAGGUAACUCGUACCGAACAGCCUCGGUGGUCGCUGAAGAGUUGUGGAUCCUGAAUCGCUUCGAUACAGAAGCCCGAAGACCACCAAGGAUGCUGCGACUAUUCAGUGGGGAGGCUGUACACGUAUAACCUUCCCCUUCAUGCACACAACUAUUUACACGUGGAAGCAUUUCGGAUCUUCUUUCAUUUUGGCUCGCUUAAGUUGAUUCCUCCUGCAAGAGGACAUGUGUGAACUGUCAGUGAUUUAAAUUAAACAAAGAAAACCAUCAUGAACAACAAAUGAGUGAGAGUGAAUCUGUGUAUGUAAUGUGUACGUGUCUGAGGCAUAACGAGAGGGUGAGGAAGGAGUGGGAAGAAAGGGAAGAUCGAAAUAAAGAAA
This is a messenger RNA of Pomacea canaliculata, 5380 nucleotides long. RefSeq names its product neuropeptide FF receptor 1-like. Gene Ontology annotation, biological process: G protein-coupled receptor signaling pathway. Gene Ontology annotation, molecular function: G protein-coupled receptor activity. The coding region runs from base 1 to 930 and encodes 309 amino acids. Gene Ontology annotation, cellular component: membrane. The transcript is spliced from 8 exons. Lineage: Eukaryota; Metazoa; Mollusca; Gastropoda; Architaenioglossa; Ampullariidae. The record is from RefSeq and is a predicted model, not a curated record.